AUGGACAACUCUCAAUUCCGGAACCUACUCCAACCGGCCCAAAAUGCAGAUCCGUCAAUCAGCGGGGCCUCUCCGCAAGCCUUCAAGAAGCCCGCGCUUGGCUCCAGAACCCGCGCAUCGAUUCCCAUGACGCCUCGCUCCGUAGCAGGAUUUAACGCCUCUAGAGUUUUCACACAGCAAGUUGCAGAGUAUCGAAAAGAGCACGAUGGACAACCUCCUAGCAAGAAGUUCAAGUCAAGCGCACCGAAAGGCAGCAAACUCGCUUCUGGCUACCAGGACCGAACCCUGGCUCGACGUACGGAUGAUGAGGGUGUAGCGGCACCAGAUGACAAGGAAAAGCGAGUCAAAGCAUUGGAAGAGAUGUACAAGCUACAACAGAUUGAUGAAGCUACCUUUGAAAAGCUGAAGACCGAGAUUGGGAUUGGUGGCGAUCUGAGUAAUACACAUCUAGUGAAAGGUUUGGAUUGGAAACUGCUGGAAAGGGUCCGACGAGGUGAAGAUGUUCAAACCGCUCCGAAAACUGAAGAAAAGGAGUCGGCCCCAGUGAACGUAGAUGACGAGCUGGAGGAAGCGCUGCAGAAGGAGGUGAAGGCAGAGAAACAGUCCUCAAGGAAAGCACACGAUGAAACCUCUGGGCAAGUUCAAGAACCCAUGACACGAGACGAGAUCUUGCGACGCCUAAAGGAGAGCCGAAGUGGAAUAUCAGAACGCUCACAUCCAGAACCUGCACUUGGAGCACGCUUCAAGAAGGUGACCUCGGAGAAGCCAAACAAGAAAAAGUUCGUCGAAAUUGUCAAUGGACGACGCCGGGAGGUACUACUUAUCAGCAAUAAAGAUGGAACAACGAAGAGGAAGACUCGAUGGCUCGACAGGGAAGAGGAUGUCCCCAAGAGCGAUCAAAACCAUCCUCUUGGGAUGGAAGUGCCCGCUGAAUUUCGAGCGAAGCAACAAACCCUUCUGGAUCAGCAAGCGGCCGAAGACGAAGACGACGAUAUCUUUUCAGGGGUGGCCGAUUACAAUCCGCUCGCCAGCAUCAGCAGCGAGUCAGAAGAUGAAGCUGGCGACAAGGAGGCAGCAGCCAGGGCAGACGCCGCUGAGAAGACCGCUGCAUCAACGAACAACAAGCCACGAAAUUACUUUGCGACAAACAAUCAGGAAGAGGGAGCCGAGGACCGCACCAAUCCGAUUCUGAAAGAUCCCACGCUCCUUUCGGCUCUUAAGCGGGCCGCGGGUCUACGAAGAAAUGAGGAGACGGAUGGGGAUCCAGCUGUCCAGUCAGAUCCUGAUAAAGCCGCAAAACAGCAGCAGUUGCUCGCGCGACUGAGAGAACGAGAUCGGGCAGAUGCCGCAGAUCUGGACCUAGGAUUUGGUGAAAGUCGAAUCGCCGACGACGAGGAUGAUGAGGACGAAGCUGGGUGGGCCGAGGGUGGAGGACCAGCAAAGAAAAGUGGACGGAAGCGUGGUCCAAAGAAACGCAAAGGCGAUAAAGACAACAUGAGCGACGUGAUGGCAGUGCUUCAAGGGCGUGAGAAGAAGCCCUGA
Messenger RNA from Fonsecaea erecta, 1542 nucleotides. RefSeq lists its product as hypothetical. The transcript has a single exon. Lineage: Eukaryota; Fungi; Ascomycota; Eurotiomycetes; Chaetothyriales; Herpotrichiellaceae. The record is from RefSeq and is a predicted model, not a curated record. Gene Ontology annotation, biological process: mRNA splicing, via spliceosome. Bases 1 to 1542 code for a protein of 513 amino acids. Gene Ontology annotation, cellular component: nucleus.